UCUGAAUUGUCUUGAGGGAGUCCUGGUGUGGGGAGCAGGGUGUACAGCUGUGCCCCAGCUGGGUGUAGAGCUCAAUGUUGGAGCUCAGAGCAGAGAGAAGGGGAGCAAGGGCUGUGCAUCAUCCUCCUGUGCCAGGCAGGCACUCCCUGAGCUGGGGGCCACUUCAGAGCAGCCCCCUCACAGGCCAGUGUGGUGGAGCUUUGUUCAAAAGAAAUCUCUGUUUGUCUUGUGUGUGUAACAUUCUUGUUUCCAUGCAGGCUUCAUGUGUGUGAAGAUGGCCACAAGUCCUGGCAUCACCUUGCAGUGUCUGUAGCUGCCCUCCAGCCAGAGCUGACAUCUUUGUACCACCCUGGCAGAGUGAGUGCUCCUGGCACUCUGCCACAAGAUUUUUCCAGAAAACCAAAAUGCCGAAAGCUAUUUGAUAGCAAUUAUCUUAAAUGCUCAGUAAAAGCCCUGAAUUUGCCAAGUCAAUGAUUGUCAUCUGGGCCCUGUAACAAAAAGUGCAUCUUCCUCAGGACAUGCAGUCUUGGCACUGACCUUUAGUACUGUGUUUGUAACUAAAGCUGUGCCUUAAUGGAAAAUGUGAUUUCAAGUUGAGAAAGAGUUGAUACCUUGGUACCUUCAGUCCUCAGCAGUGUGUCAGCAGGCAAAACCACGUAGCCUGCUCACCACCCCUCCUCCAGCUGAAGCAGCAUUAGCCUUAUCUUGUAGGUAGGUUUCUGUGAUGUUUCUUCUUCCUGCUCACACUUCCUUUGCUGCAAUAGAGAAGUAGUUUCCAUCUCGAGAGGAAAAUGAGAGAGAAGAGCAGGGUGUGCUUCUAAGUGAUUUUGGGUGAAAUAUCUGCUUCCCUAACCUAGCUGAGAGAUGAUGGUGAAGCCUGCCCUCAUUAGUGCUGCUGAGGGUGGGAGCUGACACUUCAGGAUCUGUCUGCUUUGAGGUGUUACUACUGGAUUCAUUGCUGUGCGAGUCUGACUUCUCAUGUGGUUUAAAAGGAGUCAGAAUGCAGCAACAAUACUCCCAAUUCCUUAUGGCACUCAGUGUAACUGAGGAAGCUGCUUCCUAUUUCCACUUGUAGGUUGGGGAGUGAUGUGAGUUAAGCCCCUGUGACUUACAGCACUAGUUUAUUUCCAGGUGACAGUGUAACAGAGGCUGGGUUGGUGAUUUUAAGGAAGGAAUAAUAUUGUUAUUUAAGCUAUUAUCUUUCAAAAGUCUUUGGUGCUGAGAGUGAACUCGGUUGCUGCUGCACAGGCUUGUGUAGCAUCCUUUGUUAAAUAGGUGUGGCACUGUCAUGUUGCUCUGCCUGAUUUUGGGGCUGUUUAUGUAGUGUGUUAUGGCAGCUUUUGCUUUGCUCCACCAGGUCUUGCUCUGCAGGUGCCUGCAGUGUCCUGCAGCUUUCCCCAUGCAGCCAGAGGACAGGGAUGUCCCCCCAGAGCCAUCAGGGAGCAAGGAGCCAGCUGCAGCACCAGGGAUGUCCCCCCAGAGCCAUCAGAGAGCAGGAGCCAGCUGCAGCACUGGCUGACUUAGAAGAUCUACUUUGACAUUAUCUUUGAAUUAUUUGGUCAGCCCAGAAAAGAGAAAAUACACUUGCUGUCUGUGACAUUCCUGAAGGGCUGCUUGUCUUUUUGGGAACUGGCAAGCCUGGCUUCUGUGGGAAAACAAGAAGAAUUGAACUGAAUUUUCAGAAAGCUGAUCUGUGUUGGAAAAGAGAGAAAGCUGCUCACAGAGCACACCUGCCACCACCUGCCAGAAGGCCCUGGAAGAGAAGCCAUGAAGUGGGGAUCACCUUUGAUCACUACAAAAGUACCAAGCUCCCAGCUUCAGGUGGAUACUGCUCUGUUGUCCUCCACUGCCUGCUGUGAAGAGUGGCUUUGACACGCCCUUCCCUCUGCUGUGAGCUGUAUUCCUGGAAUCUGGAGUGCCCUGGUAGGACUACAAUGUGAUAAGGGUCUUUUGGGAAAGAAUAAAAGGGAAAAAAAGAGUGGGGGUAGAGGGGCUACCAGGGAGGGAAGUGUUAAUAAAACUCAGAAUGAAGAUCCAUGAGGUGGAAUAGGUCUGGAGGAACCUGGAGAACAUGUGCUUUCUUUGUCUAGGUGUAAUCAAGGCUUACUCAACCAAAGUCGUUUGUUUUGAGCCAAGAGGGAAACCACAUCUGUCCUGAAAAUAAGCAGUAGAGUUCCUCAGAACUCUGUCCUUCCCACUAGCACUCACCUGGCAUUUGCAGACUCCGUUUGGCAGCUUCCUCAGACAAAGCCACUGGCUCUAGGAUUCUUCCUGAUGCUCAGCAAGUGUCCCAGACACAACAUGAAAAAAUAAAGGACAGCAAAAAAUAAAGGUACAGCCCAGUGCUGCACAGGUGUGGUGAGGCUCCUCUGCCCAGCUGGAAAUCACUGAAUGCUGUGCAAUGCCCAGCUCCUUGGAGGCAUCAGUGCUCCUUUGAUUCAAUGCAUUUAAGAGGCUUUCUGUUGCUGCAUAAAUUGCUUUCUCAUGUCUUUGAAGUGACCUGUUUGAAUUAAACAUCACAGAGUGCUUUUUAUAUAGCUGUGCCAACAACACAGGGCAACUGGCAUAUCAAAAAUGAGAUAAAGUGCUCUGGAUGUCACCAGAGUCAGGGCAGUAUUAAGUUCCUUGUACAGCCUGUGCUGUCAUUUGUAUUUGCUUACAGCAAGCUCCCUUCUGCACUCCUGGUAGCAGUUUUUACAUAACAUGUAAAAUCUGCAAAAGGAGGAAAGGUCAGCAAUGCCCAUGGGUGCACGCUGGAAAGUGUGACUGCUGGAGGGACCUGCUCAUCCCUGCACACCGAGUCCCUCUGUGCUUCUUGUGGGGCACCACAGCACCACGAGAGGGAGCGUGGAAGCAGCGAGUGGCUUGUCCUGGGAUGGUCCCGCUCAGAGCAGGGCGGUGCUCCGCUCUGGCAGCCAAACACAGGCUGAAAACAGAACAGAAAUGGAAAUAAAUUCAGGUUUCAGGGCUUCGGGACUCCAAAGAAUGUAUUGCACCUAAGGUUAAUUUCUCUCAGGUGUCUGGAAUUGCAGCUGUGCUUGGAGUUUUUAGUGUGUAAUCGAGGUUAUUUGGGAUUUCCUACUCUGUUAUUGCAGGUAGGCAGAAAGAGCCACUUAGCUGCUGAAGCUGAAAUAAAAAUAUAAUCACGAGAAUAAGAUUUGCCUUAAUUCUAUGAUUCUUUGAGCAUGACACUAUGCACUGAUUUUGCCUUGGGUGGGACUGGGGCAAAAUGCUGCUGCAUAAUGUCACCUUCUGGUAUCAAAAGGCUGCUCAGGGAUGUCUUAUCCUGCAGUUUGAAGGUGAUGGAUGAACCCCACCUAAACACAAAAUAAAAAAUGCAAUUAUUUCCAUUUUCACAGUGAUUGCUUAUGAAUAAUGAGUUUCAACACUCUGAUGUCAGAUUAUUUAGCUGAUGGUUGGUAAGCAAAAUUUGAUGAAAAUGUAAAUGUAUCAUUGUUUAUUAUAUUCAAUAAAUAGAACAGUUUUGAGGCAGAAGUUUUUACAAGGGCAGGAUAUGGCAAGUCAGGUCUAACUAUUGAGAUAUGUCCAAGAUGUAAUGUGGAGAAAAUGCAAAACAAUGAUCACUGUUAAAGGUUUGAAGGAAGGACCAUGUACCUGGACUGUCCCCUACAGGUGUGUCUAAAUCAGCUCUGGUUUUUCCAGCCUGCUCCAGUGUUUUUUCUGCCUCACAAUUUAAGGGUCUUUCCUAGGAGCUAACUCAGAUCUUCCCUGCAAUUUCUAGCAAACUCUUAAUUUUCUCUUUAGCUUGGGAACACAGCUGAUCCGUUCUGGAAUGGCUCUGCAUCAGUCAGUUUUUAGGCAGUCAGCUCGUUUGCUGCAGCCUCUGCUCCACAUCUGUGAGUGCAGCCUUCUCCAUCCAGCUGAGAGGGAAUUAUGUGUGCAAGAGGAGUCAGGGCUGCCUUCCCAGCUCCUGGCUCACACUGCUAGCACUGCUGUGCCUGCUGCACACCCAGCUGCGUGCCCGAGGAUGCUGCACCUGAAAGUCCAGUUCCUGGAUGACUCCCAGAAGAUCUUUGUAGUUGAUCAAAAAUCCUGUGGGAAAGGGCUCUUCAACCUCACCUGCAGCCACCUCAACCUCGUGGAGAAGGAGUACUUUGGGCUGGAGUUUCUCAGCCAGGCUGGGAACCAGGUCUGGUUGGAACCACUAAAACCCAUUACAAAACAAGUGAAAAUGGACCCCGGCCACCUGAGAGAAGAACUGACCAGGUACCUCUUCACCCUCCAGAUCAAGAAGGACCUGGCUCAGGGGCGGCUGCCCUGCAGCGACAAGAGCGCGGCGCUGCUGGUCUCCCACCUGCUGCAGUCCGAGCUGGGCGACUUCCACGAGGAGACAGACCAGCAGCACCUGGCCACGCACAGGUACCUGCCCAACCAGGAGUACCUGGACAACAAGAUCAUGCACUACCACCGGAGACACAGAGGGAAGACACCCGCGGAGUCAGAUGUUCAGCUGCUGGACGUGGCCAGGAAGCUGGAGAUGUACGGGAUCCGCCUGCACCCCGCCAGCGACGGCGAGGGGACACAGAUCAACCUGGCCGUGACACACAUGGGGGUGCUGGUGCUGAGGGGCAAUACAAAGAUCAACACCUUCAACUGGUCCAAAAUUCGCAAACUGAGUUUCAAGAGGAAGCAUUUUCUCAUCAAGCUCCAUGCAAACAUCUCUGAGCUGUGCAAGGACACGCUGGAGUUCACCAUGGCCAGCCGGGACACCUGCAAGGCCUUCUGGAAGACGUGUGUGGAGUACCACGCCUUCUUCAGGCUCUCUGAGGAGCCCAAGUCAAAGCCCAAAGCCCUUCUGUGCAGCAAAGGCUCCAGCUUCCGCUACAGUGGCAGGACUCAGCGGCAGCUGCUGGAGCACGGGAGGAAGGCUAAGAUGAAGAGCCUGCCCUUCGAGAGGAAACACUACACGUCCCGCUACGACGAGAGGCAGUGCCGCUCCUCCCCGGACCUCCUGACGGAUGUGUCAAAGCAGGUGGAGGAGCUGCGCCUGGCCUACGGCAGCCGGGGCUCCUACCACGCCAACGGCGUGCACGGCUCCGAGCCCACCCUGGACAGCCGGCGCCGCAGCUCCACCAUGGAGGUGACGUUUGCCGCUGAGCUGGAGCGCUCCAAGCCCGAGGCAUCCCCCACCUUCCUGCCCCACUCCAAAAGCUCAUCUGCCUUCCCCCUGCUCUACGCCCAGCUGGAGAUGGAGCGGGCGUGGGAGCCCAUGGACCUCUUCGGAGCCAGGAAUCCCUUGACGUCCUUUCGGCCCCACCACCAGUUUGCUGGGAACAGUAAAAGCACCUCUGUGGGCAACAUGCGGGAAGUGAGCGCCCGGCAGCUGGUGUACACAGAUGUGCCCUGUCCCCUGCCCGUGCUGGCCCCGGCCCCCCCUGUGCUCUUCUAUGUGGACAGGGCGCUGCAGCCCCCGUGCCCUGCACUGGCCCCUGGCGAGGACACAGCAGGAGCAGCUGGCACAAGCAGCCCCGUGGCAGCAAAACCCCCCCGGCAGAGCCCGAGCGGGACCCAGGCUGGGCAGCUCCAUGGUGAGGCCAUGGGCACGAGCAUGGCGGGGGAGAGCAGGUCACUGGCUCGCUCCUUCCAUUACGGCCUUCAGGAGCAGCCUCCCAAGCGGUCCUGGAGCCAGUCGGACAUGAAAACCAUCCGCUUCCCCUACGGCUCCGAGUUCAGGCCCCUGGGGCCGUGCCCGGCUCUCAGCAGCCGGAAAGGGGGUGUUUUUUGGCACGUCCCAGCCCAGCAAGGGCUGGCUCCGGGGCCGCGGCGCUCCAGCGAGCGCUACCUGGGCAGCAGCACCGAGUCCAGCGACUCCGACCCGGAGCUGCUGGCCGCCGACUACUGCUCGCUGUACGGCCGCGUGCUGCGCUCGCCCAUGGCCCGCGUGCGGCUCUCCUCGGGCAGCCUCCAGCUGGACGAGGAGGAUGAGGAGGUGUCCUUUGCCACCAGCGCUGCUGAAGAGAGGGUUUCCAGAGGGGCCUCCAAGUAUUUCACCUAGGUGCCUGACACCGGCCAGAGGGAGCAGAGGUGGCCGGCGCUGACCCAGGGUCAGAGAAUGGUGACACUCUUCGUUUGCAGGUCUGCUUACAGCUUAUGAAACAUUGAUGGGAUCGUGUUGUGUGAGUGCUCUUAGCUAUAGAGGAUGUGUUCAUGGGCAUCAGGGCUGUGUUCGGAAGGAUUCAACCCCUGCACCACACUUGGAAGCUGGUUUGCCUCUGCCACCACACUUUGAGGGGGGGUCUUACUUCAGCCAGAGGCCAGGGAUCUCCUAAAGCCCUGCUAAGCCCCUGUGUCCUGCCCAAGCUGAUGCUUGGAGCUCAGCUGCUGGAGUCUUCAUUGAGGGGGAGGGAGAAAAGAAAGAGACUUCUCAGAGAAUAGUUUCAGCUGCUGCUUUUCCCAGCUGCAGGGAGACACACUGGAGGGAAGGGUGUUUCAGGCCCUUUUGGAAAGGAGCAAGAUCUUCAUGGGGGGCUGCUCCUUGAGCUGAUGCCAUGUGGACAGGACAAAACCCCAGCAGCGAGCCCAUCUCCUCCACUUGUCUCACCUCCCUCCGGUGCUGCAGGGAGAGCCUGGCACUCAAACACAAGGCUCUCUGUGUGGCUGUCUUCUCCCUGGCCAGUUUAGAGGAUUAUCCUUCUCCAGAAAUAUCUCAGUAGUGCUUGUCAAGCUUUUAGAAGCCCCCCAUGGUGAGCACUGGGAAGUGGGUUCAUACUCUCUAACUGUGCUUUGCUUAGGCACAUCAGCCAUCACCUCCUGGCAGCACCACGACAGCCCCAGCACUUCAGUGCUCUGCUUAAGUCUGAGAGAGAUGUGUAAGGAGGUUCUUUGGGGUCCCUUGCUUCCCCAAAUCUGUCCUCAGUUAAGCAGCAUGGGAAAAAAGAUACCAGGAGCAGGUAGGAAAGGAACAAGCAGCUUCUUGGAAGUAUUUUUAUUAAAAAACUUACUAUUACCCUAAACCUACAUUAAAUCUACUUGGAUAUCUUGAGAAUGAUGACAUCUCCAUAAAGUUUUAGGGGGGGGAUAUUGAUAAUUUUCUUUAAGAACAACCCUGUAAGUCUUUGUAGGACAUGACUGUAAGCAGGGAGACAGCCCAGAAAAAUCCACAGCAGAGAAACCACUGCAGCCUGCUAGGAGGAUUUCAGAAACAUGGAAGCUGGGACCAAAAAAAAAUAGAUUAAAAUGUAGAAAAAAAACCUGGGCUUAUGGGUCCUGCUCACUCUGCAUGUUGCUGUCCUUUGUUUUAGAAGGUGGACAAUAAAAUACAGUUGUUCAUA
Molecule: messenger RNA, 7292 nt
Organism: Passer montanus (Eurasian tree sparrow)
Lineage: Eukaryota; Metazoa; Chordata; Aves; Passeriformes; Passeridae
Gene: FRMD7
Product: FERM domain containing 7
Exons: 16
Coding region: 3794-6016 (740 amino acids)
Cellular component (GO): cytoskeleton
Molecular function (GO): guanyl-nucleotide exchange factor activity
Source: RefSeq, a predicted model, not a curated record